Molecule: messenger RNA, 1707 nt
Organism: Penicillium angulare
Lineage: Eukaryota; Fungi; Ascomycota; Eurotiomycetes; Eurotiales; Aspergillaceae
Product: alpha-mannosyltransferase
Exons: 2
Coding region: 1-1707 (568 amino acids)
Biological process (GO): protein O-linked glycosylation
Cellular component (GO): Golgi apparatus
Molecular function (GO): alpha-1,3-mannosyltransferase activity
Source: RefSeq, a predicted model, not a curated record
AUGCUCACUUUAUCUCACCUUCCCAAUAAAAGCAGACGGGGUUUUCAGGUUUUCAGAAUCUUAGUCAUCCUCUUCGCCGUGGGAUAUUAUUGCAAGGAAACUAUCUGGGGACUCGAACACCAUUAUUCCACCACAGGCCCCCAAGAUGGGUCCUCCUUUCACAAAAGGCUAGAUCAAAUCUACUUGGCUCCAGAGGACUCACAUAGACCUAUGAAUUUGAAAACUGGUCUUUCAAUCGCCAUUGAGCCCGAGAACGCCUCUUGUGAAAGUUUCAGGAGAAGUUUCGACAAUCUCUUAUCACUUUUACCAGACAACUCUCACAUCGAAGAUAUCACUGGUACGAUUAAAGGAACAGGCGAGGAGAAGCUCCGCGAGGUGGGGUUUCGGGCUCGUGCAUUCAAGGCUCUCUUGGAAGCAUGGGAAGCAGUUCAUUUCGUCCAAACGGGGGAGCAAAUGCUUGUUCGCAACGAUAUUCUACAGCUAUUGAGAGAUAAUCCUGGAAUAGCCGAGGAUCUUAAGUUGGAUCAAAUUGACAUGAUCCACGCAUUCGAGCAAGUACAAUACUUCCUCACACAAUUAUCGAGAUGUCUAUUUUCUUGGACAACACCCUAUUUUCCCGACCAUAUGACUCUACACGCCCAAUUCUGGAACGCGGGUCGCGGUAUUGUCUUUACCGCUGGUAAUCGGCAGGCACCUUACGUACUUACUUCGAUUCAAUCCAUUCGGGGGCUGGGUUGUGAGUUACCCAUUGAAGUUUUGUAUCUCGGGAAUGAUGACCUGGGUGAGGAUUUCAGGGAAGAGUUGGAAUCUAUACCAGGUGUAAUUACACGAGAUUUGAAUCCAAUGGUCUCAGAUGAGGGGUGGAAAUUAAGAGGGUGGGCUGCAAAACCUUUCGCCAUCCUUCUGUCAAGCUUUCGAGAAGCGAUAUUUAUUGAUGCCGAUUCGAUUUUUCUUCGCAACCCGGAAGAGUUAUUCCUUGACCGAUUUUAUCAAAAGACAGGUGCAUUAUUUUUUAAAGACCGACUAUUUAUGCCAGGAUCCAAGAAGGAAUGGUUAAGGAAUAUCUUGCCGUCACCUAUCUCCAAGCAAGCUAGGAAGAGUCGACUCUGGACUGGGGAAAGUAUCCACAUGCAAGAGUCUGGAGUUGUGGUUGUCGAUAAGUGGAGGCAUUUUGUUGCACUUCUCAUGGUGACAAGAAUGAAUGGACCGGAUCGUGACGGAAAGAAACCUGAGGGUCGCGUCGGUGUGUAUGAUAUGGUAUUCGGAGACAAAGAAACUUUUUGGUUGGGCUGGGAGCUCGUUGGGGAUACUGACUAUGCCUUCCAUAAAGGCGAUGCUGCUGUCAUGGGGAAGGUGGAAAUGAACCCAAAAUAUGAUUCACCGAUAACUAACGGGGCCAAAGGAGACCAGGAUCUCCGGUUUACCAUCUGUGCGCCACAGCUAUUACACCUAGGUGUUGACGGCCAUCCACUAUGGUUUAAUGGGUGGAUACUUCCGAACAAGUUCGCUCGUGGUGACCAUCUGCAGCCUGCUCAAUUCGACGCAUUCAUUCGUGAACCAGGUGAUGCUGGUACCAUUGGAUCUUGGAGACUUGAGAAGAACAAUGUCUGCUGCUUGUCAGCGAACCAUGUAGUCAAUUUUACCUAUGCAGAAAAGGAGUCCUUGGGGAACACUAUUCAGAUUGCGAAGGAUGUCAGUGCCAUUUAA